Molecule: messenger RNA, 501 nt
Organism: Salvelinus sp. IW2-2015
Lineage: Eukaryota; Metazoa; Chordata; Actinopteri; Salmoniformes; Salmonidae
Product: mannan-binding lectin serine protease 1-like
Biological process (GO): zymogen activation
Cellular component (GO): blood microparticle
Molecular function (GO): serine-type endopeptidase activity; calcium ion binding
Source: RefSeq, a predicted model, not a curated record
AUGAUGACAUUUUUAGUUGUUGUUGUUGCGUUACCUCACGUGACCAUUCGUUGGUACCUUAGUCAGACCUCUGUUGUCUUUCUGACAGAGUGUGAGGAGGACCCAGAUAACGGAUGUACCCAGUUCUGCCACAACUACAUUGGAGGCUACCUCUGCUCCUGUCACCUUGGUUACUACCUGGACACAGACGGACACACCUGCACAGUGAGUUGCACUGAGGACCUGUCCGGCUCGCUGCGUGGUGUGAUAUCCAGUCCAUCUCGGCCCGGCCCGUAUGCUGAGCAUGCCCACUGCUCCUACAUCCUGUCAGUAGAGGACAACCUGGAGCUGCUCCUACACUUCACUGGGGAGUUUGAUGUGGAGCAGGGGCCAGACGGACAGUGUGUGGACACACUCAUGGUUGAGACUUCCGCUGGGACUCAGGGCCAUUCUGUGGCCGUGUGCCCCCCCCCCCCCCCCCGCCUGGGUCACACCAACGCUCCGCAUUAUCUUCAACUCUGA